Drosophila gunungcola (fruit fly) is the source of this 2882-nucleotide messenger RNA. Its product is annotated as snake venom 5'-nucleotidase. The record is from RefSeq and is a predicted model, not a curated record. Gene Ontology annotation, biological process: nucleotide catabolic process. Gene Ontology annotation, molecular function: hydrolase activity. Lineage: Eukaryota; Metazoa; Arthropoda; Insecta; Diptera; Drosophilidae.
CGCAUUUGUGUCUUGCAGUUCAAGUGGUGCGGGUCUUGGUUUGUUUUUUAUUUUAGCGCGAAAUUACGAAAUUUUCUCAUUGCGUUAUUAAUUAAUAAUUGAAAAUGCGCCCAAGCCGAGUUCGAUACUUCGCACGCGUUUUCGUCUGUAGGAUGAGCAAUGCGGGAAUCGAUGGCGGAGGAGGAGGAGGAGGAGGAGGCGGCGGCGGCGGAGGAUCUGGUGCAGGAUCGCCAGCAGUGCCACCCACAACGCCACCACCCACUGGCCAUGGAUCCACUCGUCGCCUGAGCCACUUGUCGGGCAAUAGCCGUUCGGGAGGAGCCGCCGCCAUGGGCAAUGUGGUGGGCUGGCUGAAGCAGGCUUCCAUUGAAGUGCGUGACGCCGGCACACGAACUCUGUCGAUGCUGCAGAGCAGCAAUCCCAACUUUCGUUCCCUGGACUUAUCUCUGGGCACGCCCACAUCCACUACGCCCACCUCCAGCGAAGUUCCAGUUGCACCGGCCAGUGCCACCGCCUCGUUGAGUGGUUCCACAUUGCAAUUUGGACCGGAGGAUCCAGAGGAGGCAGCCGCCACCGGAGGAAGUCAGUCGCUGACACCGCUGGAUGCCAGGGAACUCCUGACCAGACCCACACGCGCCUACGCCUCCGUCAGCCAGCCCCAGAGUCCCAGACAUCGAGGCUCCGGAUCGGCAUCCGUUUCCGGAUCGCGAAUAAUCACACACGGCCUGACCGGACGAUCCACAUCGAUAUCAUCGCAGCUGGAGAAGACCAAGAGGCUGCUGAAAAUGACCGAGGGCGAGGACAAGCCGCUGACCAUUCUGCACUACAACGAUGUCUACAACAUUGAGUCCAUGGCGGAAACGGAGCCGGUGGGCGGAGCAGCCCGUUUUGCCACGGCCAUCAAGAGUUUUGCACAUCUGAAUCCGCUGGUCCUCUUCAGCGGAGAUGCCUUCUCGCCCAGCAUGUUGAGCACCUUCACCCAAGGCGAACAAAUGAUUCCCGUGCUCAAUACGGUGGGCACACACUGUGCCGUCUUUGGCAAUCAUGAUUUUGAUCACGGCCUGGAUGUCCUGGUGAACCUGAUCAAGCAGACGGACUUCCCUUGGCUUAUGUCCAAUGUGGUGGACAACGAAACCGGUCGUCCUUUGGGCGGUGGCAAGAUAUCGCACUUCAUACUGCACAAUCAAAUCUCAAUUGGAUUGAUAGGUCUGGUGGAGCGGGAGUGGCUGGAGACCCUGCCGACCAUUGAUCCCAAUGAGGUGACCUACAUCGACUAUGUGGAGGCCGGCAAUAAGCUGGCCCGCGAGCUGAGAAACGAGGGCUGUGACCUCAUUAUUGCCCUCACCCACAUGCGCACCCCCAACGACAUCAAUCUGGCCGAGAAGUGCAACGGCAUCGACAUUAUCCUCGGUGGCCACGAUCACGUUCGCGAGGUGACCGAAAUCAACGGCAAGAUGAUCGUCAAGUCGGGCACUGACUUCCAGCAGUUCUCGGUAAUCACCAUCGAACGGGAUGCCGCCAAUCGGGAGCACUUCACCACGGACGUCAAGUGCUUCGAUGUGACGGCCAAAAUUCCCGAGGAUCCGGCCCUCAAACAGGAGCUCUCCAAAUAUGCCAAGUUCAUCGAAAGCAAGCUGUCUGAUGUGAUGGGAGUGUUCAGCGUGGAACUGGACGGACGUUUCUCGCGGGUGCGAACCCAGGAGACGAAUCUGGGCAACUGGGUGUGCGACGUGGUGCUGGCCGCCGUUGGCGCCGAUGUGGUCAUCUUGAAUGGCGGCACCUUCCGCUCGGAUCGCGUGCAUCCGGUGGGUGCCUUCACCAUGGGCGACCUGGUUAAUGUCAUCCCCAUGCGUGAUCCACUCAUUCUGCUCGAGGUCAAAGGUCAGGUGCUGUGGCAGGCCCUGGAAAAUGGCGUGUCCGCCUACCCAAAGCUGGAGGGUCGCUUUCCCCAAGUGGCGGGCAUCAGCUUCGCCUUCAAUCCGCAGGCGGAGCCCGGUAAGCGCAUCGAUCCGCAACUAAUCCAGGUGGGCGAUGAAUACCUCAACCUGGAGCAGAAAUACAAGCUGUGCGUCAAGAGCUACAUCUUCAUGGGCUGCGACGGCUAUACCAUGUUCAAGGACGCCACUAUUCUGAUGGAUGACGAUGCCUGUCCCGAAUUGGGCAUUACACUGCAGAAUCACUUCAAGGCGAUUAACUCGCGGAAGUGCGGUCAGAACACAAAGCAUCGGCAGUCGUUGGUAACUUCCCGAAGGCACAGUCUGGUGCAGUGCCUCGACAGCAUGGAUCUGGAUGGACCAUCGCCCAUCAGAAAACUCUCGGUGGGUCAUCACAACAAGUCGAUGGAUCUGACGCAUGGAAAUUCGCAGAAGAUGCUACGACGUGCUUCCUUGGACGAUUUAGAGCAGUCCACCUGCGAUUUGGCGCCUCAACUGGAGCACCGCAUCAUUAUGAUACAAAACGAAGAGCAUCAACGACAGUUACUGUUUAAAAAGGAAACGCACAUCAUGAACUCCACGAUCACCGAGGCUGAGGACGAUUACAAGAAAAUAAGACAACUUGAUUUAAGGGCAGGUUCCGAUUUGGAGAGAAACAUUUAAAUAGGGAUUAUAGGCAGAGCAAAGAAAAGAUAUACCCCGAUAGAUAGUUAGUUAGUUGGCAGAUCUGUAUGAUCGAGCCCUAUAUUUAUUACCGUUUAUUGUUACCGCUCCUCCGUUUUUUUUUUUUUCGGCUAAGUUUCGUUGUAAACAUUAGUAAGACUUCCCCAGAGAUGUAUGAACUUGAUAUUGAUAUUGUAUAUGAUGUAUGUGUAUGUAGUGAGUACGUGUACCUAAAGCUUACCGCUAGUUUAAUUUACUUUUAAUUAGAUAAACUGAUUUACACAA